GAGAGGGGGAUACAGAGCAGAAAUGUGGUAAAUUGCAGUUUGUAGAGAAGUCGGUCCCAGUGCAUGCUGGGUAUUGUAGUCUUUAACACUCAAUGUGCCAGUCAGUCAGUAAAUGAUUAAAGAAAAAACAAGAUUAGCCAAUAAAGUUGCUGCGAGGGAAGUGGAUGAGGGGGUGUAAGUGACAGUUUGGGUGUAAGGAGAUGAGGGGGAGCAGUUAGUAGAUUGGGGAGGGGUAUGAGUGAGGGAUCGAGGGUAAAGUCAGUUUGGGUGUAACUCACAGAGCAGUAGAUAAAGGAGCGAGUGGAUAAAGAGAAGGAUCAGGUCUCUGCCCCUCAGAUCCGCAAAUGACACGUUAGUUCCACAGCGGUGACUCAGCCAAUCACUUUCACUUUCAUUUCUCUGACUGACAAGUUCAGACCGUGGCGGGAAAUGUUGGACUGCGCCACUGACACUCACAGGUGAUACCUAUGUCCGAGCAAACGAUGCACAAUGUCUAUAGGGCUCCUGGCUUCCAUCUGCGCAGGAUUGGGCGCCGGGGGUCACAGCCUGAUGCUUUAAAUUAUAUACACUUUUUGAAGCCAGUUACCCUGAUUGGGAGGAACAGAAACGUAGUGGAUCAUUUUGCCACAGCACAGGACUCUUAUGGAAGACGUUAUAUUUCGAGGGUUCAUGCCCGUGUCAUCUGUACAUCAAUCCCCAUGAGCUUCAAGCUGCUGGAUUCCAGCCUCACUGGGGUGUAUGUGAAUGAUGUGCGCAUUGAAGCUGAGCACUUUCUACAUGAAGGAGACACAGUCACAUUUGGACACCCAGAAGGUGCCAAUAUCUGCCCUGGCACCAGAGCACGUCAGCCUAACUCAGAACUCUACUUUCUGUUUGAACAUUGCCACUGCACAAUGGAACAGUUGUCUUCCGAUGGCUCUCCUGAGAUGCAGGAAUUUGCAGUAUCUCCAUCUCUGAAUCUAACAGAAGCUAAUAUGCAUGCCCAAGUGGACAAUGGAAUGACUACUGAAAGCAAUAUCUCUCGAUCUCCAACCUGCACCUCACAUCCCAGAAAUGUUUUUGAAGAGCAAAAAGAGGAAGCUGAGCCAUCUAUAAGCAUGGGUGCUCCUAAUUAUCAUUCAAGCCCUCCUGAAUAUACCAGCAUAGAGUCCAUCAUGGACAGGAGCAUGAUUGAACCAAGUUCCAAGGAGACUUCUAAUAUAUCCUUGCAUUCCAGCAAGUCAUGGGAUUCAGAUGAAGAAGGCUCUUACCAGUCAGAAGAAGGAAACACUUUGAAAAGAAAAUGCUCUGCACAAGUUCCAGAGUUCUCUGUCACUGAUCCUUACUGUGAGAUUGGUGCCAAUGAUUCAUCCUGUGAUGGUAUAGAGUCUGAAUAUGGAGAUGUAACAUCACCUUGCCAUUUAUUACAACACAGAGAGGAUGAGUUUUGUGAGAAACAAGACGAUGAGAGAAUUGAAAACCAAAGUGUUGUUAAAUGUGAUGCUUCUCCAAGGGUCUGGCCAGAGAGUGAUAAAUCUUUGUCAGUGUAUGCCACCAGUGAACACACUGCUGAUACUAGUGAUAGCCCAGUGGCUCACAUGUUGCUCCAAUUGGACACAAACAAAGAAAACCAGGCAACAGGGUGUAUCUCUGCUUCUGUAUGUUUGGUAUCCAGUGAAAAACCCCUCCAAGCUCAGGUCAUAUCGUUUGAAAAAAGCAAAGAAUCUUGCUGCACAGAAAAAUCUCUUCAUAAAUAUAAAGACAGCCCUCCACUGCCUACAUGUAACUUAUCAUCAAUGAUUAAAGAAGAUGUUGAGUUAAAUAAAAGACACAAAAAUGCAGAAAUAGCUAAUUCUGGAUCUGUAAGCCCAGCGGUUAUUCCUUUAAGGACAGUGAUGUCCAGUGAGCCCUGCACUGUAGUAAAGGAGCCUCAGGACAAAACCACAGGGGAACACAUUGAAUUUGUGUCAAUUGAUGAUUCUGUAUCUAGAGAAGCUGAAGACUUGAAUCUCUGUAGUGCUGUUGGAAAAUCCAUAGAUAAAAAACAAAUGCAGAUGGAUCCGUGUGAACAGGCAGUAAUGCAUAUGGAAAGUAAUGGAUCUGAAAAUAAGCUGUCAAUAGGUCAGGCCGAAUGCGGAGAGAAUAGAGUUCCUAAUGAAUCACUAGGUGUCUGUCAUUCCCGCAAUGUCAAGGAAGCAGUCCCACCAAGGGAGAACGACUCAGCUAUGGUUAUGAGAGAGACACGUUGUGGGUCUGGCAGUCCUCCUUCAUUACAAUUAGUUCAAUGUAGGGAAGAGGGGCCUUUACAGGCUACUGCCAAUGUUCUACUGCAGAAAGAUACAAAUGAAAAAGCAGAAAGAGAUGUAAAGGUGGAACAAAUUAACCUUAAUGGUGUAUACAACUCGGCGACUAACAAUAAUGAUGAGCUUUACACACUUAACGAUCCUCAGACAGGUAUUCUGCUUUCAGAGCAAAAACAACAACAUAAGAAGCCGUCUGACGGACACACUGAGGAACAUUCAUUUGAUUUCCAGAUUGUGAAUGUUUGUAGUUUGUCUCCUUCCAUUAAAUUACAGACCCUGGACCAGAACAACGGCUCGACCAAAUCUAUCGGCAGUGAGAAUGUUUGUGUGGGUUCCACUGAGGAUAAGUUCAUAGGAGGCCAAGAUUUGGUUGAGGCAAGAAAUUGUGGAAAGAUGGUGGACACAGAUAAACAAGUGUGUGUUUUAUCCCAAGACUCUAAUACAAUGCGUGUUCAGAAUAGUGAGACGGUGACUUGUCCACAUGAUAUUGCUGCCGAUCCAUUACACACAAUUGGCAGCGGAGGAUAUAACUUGGUACCAGCAUCUGUGCAAGAUUCUUCUUUUCCUGAGCCCAUUGCCUCUUCAGAUUUACAUAAUGACAUGGAAGGAGACAAUAGGAAUUCACUUGGGCUGAAGCGAUGUUUCCAUGACACAGGAAGCAGAUUAUCUUCCGAGAAGGAAGUACCCCCAAAAAAGUGUCGAACGUGGCAUGAGGAGUCACAUGAGACAUCUGCCAUUGGUGCUCAUGGAGCAAAUAUUGGGAACAUUCUCCAGCAAUUUAUUACAGCCCACCAGACAGUGAGACAGGCAGAUAGCAGGGAAGUAACUGCUUGUGCACAGAAUCAACACUUGAUUGCCCAAAUCACUUGUAACUUUUUUAAAAGUCUGGAAACAGUGUGUUUGUCACAAGCACAACCUUUUAGUUUAACACACACUGAGAUUCCAGUGGAAGCACAAUCAGUCAGUGAAACACUCAUGUCUCAUUACAUUGCAGAUGCAACACAAUCUGCUCCUUAUAUUACUGAACAAACACAAUCUGUCUUUGUUGCACACUCGGCUUCUCAUAUUACAGAGGAAACACAGUCAAUCAGUUUAACACAUACUGCUUCUGACAUACUAAAGCAAACACAAUUUGUCCGUGUUGCACACACAGUUCCUCAUAUUACGGAUGAAACACAAUCUGUCAGUGUUGCACACACAGUUCCUUAUAUUACAGAAGAAGCACAGUGUGUCAGUGUAGCACACUCAGAUAAUUUUAUUAUUGAGGAAAAACAAUCUGUCACUGUUGCACACACAGUUUCUCAUAUUACAGAAGAAGCACAGUGUGUCAGUGUAGCACACAUGACUUCUGAUACAGAUGAAGCACAAUCCGUCAGUAUGGUACACUUGACUCCUGACAUACCAGAGGAAACACAAUAUAUUGCAGAUGAAGCACAAUCUAUCAGUGUAACACAUGUGGCUGCUAACACAGAUGAAACACUUUCUGUCAGUGUAACAGAUAUAGCUCACCACAUUGCAGAGGAAAUCAGUGUCAGUGUUGCACACUUGGAUCCUUUAAUUACAGAUGAAAUACAGUCUGUCAGUGUAACACACAUGGCUCCUGACACAGAUGAAAUACAAUCUGUCAGUGUAACAGAUAUAACUCCCGACAUUGCAGAGGAAAUAAAUCCUUUUAUUACAGGUGAAACACAAUCUGUCUGUGUGGCACACUCAAUUCCUAAUAUUACAGAAAAAGCACAAUCUGCCCAUGUAGCACACUUGGCUUCUGAAAUUCCAGAGGAAAUACAACCAGUAUCAGAUCCUUUUAUUGCAGAUGAAGCACAAUCUAUCAGUGUAACAGAUCUAGCUCCCGAUAUUGCAGAGGAAGAAAAAUUUGUCAGUGUUGCACAUUCAGAUCUUUUUAUUACAGAGGAAACACAAUCUGUCAGUGCUGCACACUUGGAUCCUUUAAUUACAGAUGCAACACAAUCUUUCAGUGUAACACCCAUUGUUCCAAAUGCAGAAGAAGUAGAAUCUGUCAGUGUAACAGAUAUAGCUCCUGACAUUGCAGAGGAAAUAAAUCCUUUUAUUACAGAUGGAACACAAUCUGUCUGUGUGGCACACUCAAUUCCUAAUAUUACAAAAGAAGCACAAUCUGUCCGUGUAGCACACUUGGAUCCUUUAAUUACAGAAGAAGCACAAUCUGUCUGUGUAGCACACUUGGAUCCUUUAAUUACAGAAGAAGCACAAUCUGUCUGUGUAGCACACUUGGCUUCUGACAUUCCAGAGGAAACACAAGGUGUCAGUGUUGCACACUCAGAUGCUUUUAUUACAGAUGAAAGACAGUCUGUCAGUGUAACACACAUAGCUCCUGACACAGAUAAAACACAAUCUGUCUGUGUAACAGAUAUAACUCCCGACAUUGCAGAGGAAAUAAAUCCUUUUAUUACAGAUGAAACACAAUCUGUCCAUGUAGCACACUCGGUUCAUCAUAUUGCAGAAGAAGCACAAUCUGUCCGUGUAGCACACUUGGAUCAUUUAAUUACAGAUGAAGCACAAUAUGCCAGUGUAGAACACUUGGUUUCUGAAAUUCCAAAGGAAACACAAUCUGACAGUGUUGCACACUCAGAUCCCUUUAUUGCAGAUGAAGCACAAUUUAUCAGUGUAACACACGUGGCUCCUAACCGAGAGGAAACACAAUCCGUCAGUGUAACAGGUAUAGCUCCUAAUAUUGCAGAGGAAGUAAAAUCUGUCAGUGUUGCAAACUUGGAUCCUUUAAUUACAGAAGAAACACAAUCUGUCAGUGUAACAGAUAUGGCUCCUGAUAUACAGACUGUCAAUGUUGCACACUCAGAUGUUCCACACUCACAUCCUUAUAUUACAGAGGAAACACAAUCUGUCAGUGUUGCACAUGUGGAUCCUUUAAUUAAAAAUGGAAUACAAUCCGUCAGUGUAACACCCAUUGAUCUGAACACAGAGAAAGCACAAGAUCUAGCUCCCGACAUUGCAGAGGAAAUAAAUCCUUUUAUUACAGAUGGAACACAAUCUGUCUGUGUGGCACACUCAAUUCCUUAUAUUACAGAAGAAGCACAAUCUGCCCUUGUAGCAGACUUGGAUCCUUUAAUUACAGAUGCAACACAAUCUAUCAGUGUAGCACACUUGGCUUCUGACAUUCCAGAGGAAACACAACAUGUCAGUGUUGCACACUCAGAUGCUUUUAUUACAGAUGAAAGACAGUCUGUCAGUGUAACACACAUGGCUCCUAACACAGAUACAACACAAUCUGUCAGUGUAACAGAUAUAACUCCCGACAUUGCAGAGGAAAUAAAUCCUUUUAUUAAAGAUGAAACACAAUCUGUCCGUGUAACACACUCGGUUCCUCGUAUUACAGAAGAAGCACACUCUGUCCUUGUAGCACACUUGGAUCCUUUAAUUACAGAUGAAGCACAAUAUGCCAGUGUAUCACUCUUGGAUCCUUUAAUUACAGAUGAAGCACAAUAUGACAGUGUAGCACUCUUGGAUCCUUUAAUUACAGAUGAAGCACAAUAUGCCAGUGUAGCACACUUGGCUUCUGAAAUUCCAGAGGAAACACAAUCUGUCAGUGUUGCACACUCAGAUCCUUUUAUUGCAGAUGAAGCACAAUCUAUCAGUGUAACACAUAUGGCUCCUAACCGAGAUGAAACACAAUCCGUCAGUGUAACAGGUAUAGCUCCCAAUAUUGCAGAGGAAGUAAAAUCUGUCAGUGUUGCACACUUGGAUCCUUUAAUUACAGAUGAAAUACAAUCUGUAACACCCAUGGCCCUGAACUCAGAAGAAGCACAAUCUGUCAGUCUAACAGAAAUGGUUCCUGAUAUUACAGAGGAGAUACAGACUGUCAAUGUUGCACACUCAGAUCCUUAUAUUACAGAGCAAACACAAUCUGUCAGUGUAACACAUACAAUUGUUGAAUCAAUGAAACAUGUCCGUGUAAUACACACAGCUCCUAAUAUUGAAGAGGAAAAAUCAUCUGCCGGUGUUGCACACAGUUCAUAUGACAGUUCAGAGGAUACACAGUCUUUCAGUGUAACAGAUACUGACCCUAACAUAUCUGGUACUGUAAUAUACACUGCUCCCGACACUACAGAACAAGCACAAUCUGUCAGUUUAACACACUUUGCUCCUGACAUUGCAGAGAACACACAAUCUGUCAGUGUAAAACACAUGGCUCCUGACAUUGCAAAGAACACACAAUCUGUCAGUGUAACACACUCAGCUCCUGACAUAUCAGAGAACACACAAUCUGUCAGUGUAACACACUCAGCUCCUGACAUAUCAGAGAACACACAAUCUGACAGUGUAACACAUACAACUGCUGACAAUGGGAAUACAGUUAGGGCUUGGUACUCCCAUAUCCGUGAAGAGCACAAGCAGAAGAUCUCCUAUAACUUGCAACUGUCAUCAGGAAACUGUGCCAGUGUGCACCUAUCUCCAGAUAUAACUCGGACCAUGGAAAGUGGUGCAAAUACAAACCAUACAGCUGAGCUCGGUAUCCAAGGUAUAAAUGCCUCAAAUUCUUCAACAUGUACACUAGGAGUAGCGUCUGAGGUGCCCAGUGUCAGCCAUGCAAGCAAUAGUGAUCAGCCAACGCUGGUCAUUGUAGCUGAGACUGAUGCUAGUGCUACUGGUUCCUUGGGCUCAAAGAAACAGUCAUUUUCAGAUUGUGAUAAUACAUUUUCCAGUAAAGGGACAGGGCCCAGGAGCAGUAGCCCAGAAAAUAUUAACACUAGUGAAUGGAGGUGUGUGUCUCCAGACUAUAGUCCGCAGGGACACGGCCGCACUGCUCAUUCACAUCAAGAAGCCUUCAGUAAGGAACUCGGCUUAUUGUUGCCGGCAGUGAAGGCGUCUACGGAACCAGUACCCCGGAUGAUGGCUAUCAAGAGCAAGACCACCCAUAACUCUCAAUGUAUUUCUGAAUGUAGGCCAUGUAAUGUUACACCCACAGGAAACAAUGUAAUGAUGGGUGACCUCUCCUCGCCUAGUACCUUUGCCUACCAUACUUCUCAAACCCAACCAGUCAUUAAAGAAGAAGGUGAUGAGUAUAACGUAGCCAGUUCUGCAAAAGUCUCCUCUCCAACAGAUCAGAGAUUCCUUGGCCAAGUUCAGGGUGCAAUGUAUAUAGCGUCGUCUUCUGAGAGUUUGCAAACCAUAUCACCAUGCAGGACACAGCACACUGAUACCGAAGUCAUUGUCAUUUCCGAUUCUGAUGAAGAAAAACCAUUUGUGAAUUCAGAGCUAAGGGCAAUGUUUGAAAAAGACUUGCCUAAAAUGUCUUUAAAGAGAAAAAGAAAAACCCAGAGGCCUGACAUUAGUGAAUAUGAUAGGACUGAGAUGGUCUGUGGGAAAUCAGAAAACCUAGCUCCUUAUUUUGACAGCAGAGCAAUCAUUGUUAUUGAUAGUGACGACAACAAUGAAGUUGAUGUGAAGGAAGAAGAAGAUGUGGACACAGAUUAUGGUGUUCAAGUCUCCAGUGAACAGUACAGACUGAAAGAAAGCAAAGAACACAGUUGGCCACAGCCAGAUUCAUGGGAAUCUCCUAAUGUCUCAGCAGAAUCAGGUGUUGCCAUUUCACCAUUUUCAGGAGCCCAUUCUCCAGUGUUUCCAUCCCUGUAUAAUGCUCAACCUGCAAGUUCAUCUUUUGUUAAUAUGACCCCCCCUGUACCGCCAAAAAGCAUUUCCAACAUCUCCCUGGAGGAAAACCUACCCCUGCCAUCUCCUUUCUCUGAUGACUUUGAUAUUCUCCCAUCAGAUUCUGACUUAGAAAAAAUAUAUUCAGAUGAGGAGAAUGCAUCAAAGGAUUCUGGCCUCAGUCAGGUCAUGGCACCCCCUUUACAGUUUCUGAAAUACCCUGAAACCCAGAAAAAAACAAUCACUUCUAGCUCUGGUGAGUCCAGCUCAGAAACACUUAAUGUCAACUUUAAAAGGAGUGAGGAGCAGCAGUGUGCCUGGGCCCGAUCAGAGCAUGAUGUUAGGUUCCAGCUGUCGGAAUGUCAGUCUGUAUUGAGAGAAGUCUCCCAGGUCCUCAGUGACAUCCAGGGGAUUGAUGAACAUACCAUGGAACAGUGGAGGAAAGGGAUCUUGGACCUGCAGAAGGAGAGCCCUCUUCCUCAGACACACAUUGCUGUCGUUGGAGACACUGGAGCUGGGAAGAGUAGCCUGCUGAAUGCCUUGCUAGAGCAGGAGGACGUUCUUCCCACCUCGGCUAUGAGAGCCUGUACUGCGGUGGUAGUAGAAAUUGAGAAAAGUUCUGUUAUUGGAUACAAGGCAGAUGUGGAGUUCUUCUCCAAAGAGGAAUGGGAACGGGAGCUUAAAGCCCUAAUCACAGACAUGAAGGAUAAGUCAGGGCACUUUAAAAGACGGCCAGAUAAUAAGCCAGAGACUCGAGUGGCACACAGCCGAGUCAUGGCCGUGUAUGGUAAAAUAGCAGAGUUGCAUGAGCUUAAAAAUGAUACCACUGUAACCAAGUACCUGGGGGAGAAGAAGCAAAUAUCCGAGAAUACGGCAUCCGCUUUCCGCUCAGCCAUUGAAAAGUACAUUGACACAAACUCGGAACAACCCAGGCAAAAAAAGGGAGGGCAGUUCUGGCCUAUUGUCAAAUGUGUUCGGAUCUUUGUCCCAGAGGCAGAAGUUUUAAGGACAGGAGCGGUCUUGGUAGAUCUUCCAGGAACACGAGACUCUAAUGCAGCCAGAGAUAGAAUUGCCAAGGAGUAUCUACAGAAAUGUGAUGUUGUUUGGGUAGUUACCAACAUCACUCGGGCGGUGGAUGAUAAGACAGCCAAAGAGAUACUGACUUCAAAUAUGAGGCGCCAGCUCUUUAUGGAUGGUCACUAUGAGAGUAUGGCCGUCAUCUGCACAAAGACUGACCUGUACAACACCCAGGAGAUCAAGAGGGCUUUGAAUUUACAUGAUGAGACCAGUAAUCUGGAGGACACCGUGGUACGACUGGGCCAUCGCCUCAACACUCUGGAAGCUGAGAAGAAGACUUUGUAUGAGCAGUGGGAUAAGGGUGAAACGUUUGCUGCAGAAAAUGAUCCAAGGAAUGAGAUUCUGGCAAAGGAGAAGGAGAUUAGCUUCUUAAAGCAGCAGAAGGAGGAGAGCCUGAGGAACAUCAAUCUGAUCUGUGUCAGGGCCAGGAAUAACUACUCCAAGCAGCGCAUCUGCCACGACUUCUAUCAGAGCCGCCAGGAAUUGAUAAAAGGAGAGGAUGAAGCAGAUGGAGAAGUGGAAGAUGAAGAGGAGAGUGAUGCAGAGAGCAACAUGGAUGAAGAGCUAUCUGAGGACCAUAGACUGAGAGUCUUCACUGUCAGUUCCAAGGAAUACCUGGACCUACGUAGAAGAAGUGUACUGGAAGGGAGCGCACGAUUGUUCAAUUCAGAGAGGGACACAGAAAUCCCAGAUCUCAGGGACUACGCCAUUGAGACUGCACUUAGAUGUUCCAUGUUGGCUGCCGAGAGGGUUAUCCGGAAUACAGCGUGCAUUAUCAGCCAGGUUAUUACCUACCUGCUGAAUCGCAAGGCCCAGGAUGAGAGUGACCAAGAGAAGAUCAAGCUCGUUGUGGAGAAGUGUCUGGAUGAUCUCCAGGGGCAGCUCAGGGAAGCAGUGUCUGUAUGUAACAGGCAGAUGACUUUCUUUAUUCAGGAGAAGAUUAGGCAAAGUCUAGCCGUGGGUGUGAGUUGUGCAGAGAAAUCCUGUGAGAACAUUGUUAAGAGAUGGGGUUUCCGGCAAUCCGGAGGGUAUACCUACCCAACAUACAAAGCUACCUGUGUACGGCAAGGCUUCUAUAGCUCACCAGCAUGCGGAGUCAUUGACUUUAAUGAGCAGUUGUCACAACCAAUAACCAGUGCAAUCACCAAAUCUUGGUCUGAAGUUUUCAGUGGGGAGCUUGUCGAGAGCUUAAGUCAAUUUAACCAAUCCGUCCCCAAGCUGCUUGUAAGAUUUUUCAAGAAUAUGAGAUCUGAGCUAUUCAGCCUUGGAACAAGUUAUGAAAUGAUUGCCUUCAUUGAGAAACAGCAGUUGAAAUCCACCCAGGCAGAGCUCCUGAAUUUCUUUGUGGAUCAGAAGGAAUACAUAAGUCGGAGACAGCGCCACAUCUCACGCUUACUGACCCCUGAGGUCCAGAAAAGGAUGAUUGAAGUGUAUAAUGAAUGUCAGUCUGUCAGGGGUGAGGGAAGUUUUGAGAAAAUGAAACACUUGAUGUUUUCCCAUGUCAAGGAGAAAAAGCACCAAAUCUUCAGAGAAGCUGCAGACAGCCUAAUGGAGCAGCUGAACUUUCUACAGACUUACAUUCGGGACAGUCUGAACAACUUUGUGAAAGAGCGACUUCACUCCCUCAGGCAACAGUGUGAGCCGCUUCUACAGCCAAUGAAGAAAGAGGAGGGAAUACUGCCAGAUCUUCGAAAUCUCUGGUCCCACGUUAGUCAGAUAUGCCAGAGAUCACAAGUGGAUUUCCAUCUUCCUGAGCUUGAGAUCACCCCCAAACCAGAGCCCUGUGACCAAGAGUCAAGGGCCCCAAACAGGGUGGAACCCCCAGAAAUAACCUGCCUUUGCAAAGUGGUGAAAGUCGGAGAGAAUCACAUCCUCAACUGCAACACCAUCAAGAUUUCUGCAAAAGGUGUUGAACUUGUUUGGACAGAAUCUCCCCUGUUUGUGCCAUUUAGUAGCGUCCGACACUUUGAGUUUUGUUCUGUUCUCUACUUCCUGACUUUACACCUGUCCCCCGACUUUGCUUGGAUGUUUCAGAAAUCCACGUUCCAAACAGCGGAUACAGACAAUAAGCUCCUCCUCCUCCUGGAGACGCCAUCCAAUACGCAAGCUCUGAAUAAAAUGAUGGACUUCCUGUCAUGGAGGCAGCAGGGCACAGGCUGGUACAGGGAGGUGGAUCUGCACGAGGGCAGGAGGACCCUGGAAAAAAUGCGGGUGUAUUAUACUGAGAAGCAGGAGCCCAAACAAGAAGUUGAUAUGGAUCAUCUCUUUUUAAACCCUGCACCCUCCUCCAGCACCAUGCCACCAUCUUUCUUAGGGGUCUCCCAGCUCUCAGUCAGCAGGAAACGAGGGUCUUUGUCUCCCCACCAAGGAGUUGUGGAGAAGAAGCCACAUGUGUUAACAAAUCCCACCCAGCAGGAGCCAAGGACCUUCCCUUCCUGGCCAGGACUUCAUCACCGCACUUUAUAUCCACCAUUUCCCAGGAGCCCAAAGCCCAACCCCGAGUCAUGAAGUGGAUAUUUGGUACCUGAGAAGAAGGUCUAUUUGAUGCCAGAACAUGAGAGGAGGGAAGUUUGGGAGCUGUCCAGACCGUGCGAAUGGAAGUGAUAUAAAUAUACUGGUCCUGCUGGGAGUCACUGGUAUCUGGAGGCAGUGACAGUUCACUAAUAAAGUUCUGUUGUACAGUAA
Xenopus laevis (African clawed frog) is the source of this 11687-nucleotide messenger RNA. RefSeq names its product nuclear GTPase, germinal center associated L homeolog (gene nuggc.L). The record is from RefSeq and is a predicted model, not a curated record. The transcript is spliced from 30 exons. The coding region runs from base 468 to 11510 and encodes 3680 amino acids. Lineage: Eukaryota; Metazoa; Chordata; Amphibia; Anura; Pipidae.